CCUAAAUUUUAAAACGACAUGGCAGCUAAAAUCCCAACACCGCCCAAUGCUCCGAGCUAGCCAGUGCAAGCAGCAGCAGCAUUAUAAGCAUGCAUUGCCUCCAUAUUUCCAUGCACUGCACUGUCACCCAGCUUAUUUCUCCUUCCCCUGCCGCCGCCGGUGACAACACCAAACAUGGCCGUCCUGCCGCCGUCACGCCGGCGGCUUACCCUGCUCCUGAUGGCCGGCUGCUUCCUGCUUCAGGCUCUCAGUGCCCACGCCAUCACCCGGCAUUACAAGUUCAAUGUGGUCAUGCGAAACAUGACACGGCUUUGCUCGACCAAGCCCGUCCUCACUGUCAAUGGCAAGUUCCCGGGACCGACACUGUAUGCAAGAGAAGGCGACAACGUCCUUGUCAAGGUCGUCAACCAUGUUGCAAACAACGUUACCAUCCACUGGCAUGGGGUAAGGCAGAUAAGGACAGGGUGGUACGAUGGACCAGCUUACAUAACACAGUGCCCAAUACAGCCAGGCAGCAGCUUUCUGUACAAUUUCACCAUAACCGGCCAACGUGGAACGCUCCUCUGGCAUGCCCACAUCAACUGGCUACGAGCUACCAUCCAUGGUGCUAUCGUCAUCCUUCCAAAGCUUGGCGUGCCCUACCCCUUCCCCGCUCCUCACAAGGAGGAUGUUAUUGUGUUAGGAGAAUGGUGGAAAGAGGACACAGAAAAUGUAAUUAACCAGGCCAUGCAGCUAGGCGUGGGACCCAAUAUUUCUGAUUCACACACCAUCAAUGGUCAUCCUGGUCCGUUGUCUGAGUGUGCUUCCUCGCAAGAUGGGUUCAAGCUCAAAGUUGAAAAUGGCAAGACAUACAUGCUCCGGAUCAUCAACGCUGCACUGAAUGAUGACCUGUUUUUCAAGGUUGCUGGCCAUGAACUAACUGUUGUUGAGGUUGAUGCAGUCUAUACCAAGCCAUUUACGACCGAUACCUUGCUCAUCACCCCAGGCCAGACCACCAGCGUCCUUCUCAGAGCUAACCAGAGUGCUGGCCGUUACCUUCUCUCAGUCUCCCCCUUCAUGGAUUCACCCCUGCAGGUUGACAACAAAACAGGCACUGCUACUUUGCACUAUGCCAACACAGUCUCAUCCUCCAUGGCGGCACCUCUCAUUCUCAUCAAGCUGCCACCACAAAAUGCCACCUCCAUCGUGUCGAAAUUUGCUGACCGGCUCCAUAGCCUCAAUUCCAAGGAGUACCCUGCCAAUGUGCCACAGACAAUAGACCACUCCCUUCUCCUUACUGUCGGGGUGGGCGUCAAUCCAUGUCCAAGCUGCAUCAAUGGGACAAGGGUGGUGGGCACAAUCAACAACGUGACGUUCAUCAUGCCAUCAACCCCAAUUCUUCAAGCCUACUAUUAUAACAUUCCAGGGGUGUUCACACAAGACUUCCCAGCAACACCACUGCACAAGUUCAACUAUACAGGGAGCGGUCCCAAAAAUCUUCAAACCAUGAAUGGGACCAGGGUUUACAGACUGCCUUACAAUGCUUCAGUGCAGGUUGUACUCCAGGAUACAGGAAUCAUAUCACCAGAAAGCCACCCCAUCCAUUUACAUGGCUUUAAUUUUUUUGUGGUUGGGAGGGGCGUUGGGAACUACAACCCCAAGACCUCCCCUUCUACAUUCAACCUCAUCGACCCCAUCGAGAGGAACACCGUUGGAGUUCCUACUGGAGGUUGGACAGCUAUCAGAUUUAGAGCAGACAACCCUGGUGUUUGGUUUAUGCAUUGCCAUUUCGAGGUGCACACAUCAUGGGGACUAAAGAUGGUCUUUGUAGUGGACAAUGGAAAAAGACCUAGUGAGACUCUGAUUCCACCACCCAAAGAUCUUCCGCACUGUUAACAACAUGGAAUUCGAAACUGCCCUAAGGGAGUGGGGCCAAUUACAAGAAGGGUAAUUGGCUUUGGUCUGAUGUGCGGAAAAGGAACAAUGGUGAUUUGCCAAAUGUGAUACUACUUGACUCUUGCUACAUUUUUUCUCAUUUUGAGUUUUUUGGGCUUGUUUACCAAGAUAAUGCGUAUAGGGCAUUCAGGUUGUAAUUAGCUAUUGCCAUCAACUCCUUUUCCCUUUUACAAUGAAUGAAAAUAUAUAUGUUGGAAUGCCUCGUAAAAGAUCAAUCCGUCUUAAGUAUAUGUCACCAAAAGAUAUCCACUUUUAGAAAUACCUCGCCUCUAGCUAUUCCCUUGA
Oryza brachyantha (malo sina) is the source of this 2220-nucleotide messenger RNA. RefSeq names its product laccase-22. The record is from RefSeq and is a predicted model, not a curated record. Gene Ontology annotation, molecular function: hydroquinone:oxygen oxidoreductase activity; copper ion binding. Gene Ontology annotation, cellular component: apoplast. Bases 175 to 1875 code for a protein of 566 amino acids. The transcript is spliced from 6 exons. Gene Ontology annotation, biological process: lignin catabolic process. Lineage: Eukaryota; Viridiplantae; Streptophyta; Magnoliopsida; Poales; Poaceae.